AUGGAUAAAACUGAUUCGAGCAUAGAACCAACUCCCAUCACCAGGCUUGAGGGUAAGACUAAAGCAAUUGUAGUGUGUUGGUUUCUUGGACUUGGAGCACUUGUAGCAUGGAAUAGUAUGCUGACUAUUGCAGAUUACUACUAUCAGUUGUUCCCGAGAUACCAUCCUUCCAGGGUACUUACCCUUGUUUACCAGCCAUUUGCGCUUGGAACAAUGGCAAUUCUUGCUUACUAUGAGGCCAAAAUUGACACAAGGAAGAGGAACUUGUUUGGAUACAUCCUUUUCUGCAUAAGCACAUUUGGACUUUUAGUGAUAGAUUUAGCCACAUCGGGAAAAGGAGGGAUCGGAAAUUACAUUGGCAUUUGUGCUUUCGUUGCCGCUUUUGGAGUGGCUGAUGCAUUGACGCAGGGUGGGCUAAUCGGCGAUCUUGCUUUUAUGUGUCCUGAAUUCUUGCAGUCGUUUUUUGCUGGUUUGGCGGCAUCGGGAGCUUUAACUUCUGGCUUGAGGCUAAUCACUAAGGCAGCUUUUGAUAAAACCGAAAAUGGUCUUCGUAAGGGAGUCAUUCUGUUUCUUGCCAUCUCGACAUUUUUUGAAUUUAUAUGUAUUUUCCUCUACGCAUUUGUGUUCGGGAAUCUACCGAUCGUGAAGAACUUCCGGAAAAAAGCAGCCUUGGAAGGGUCCAAAACGGUCUCGGCUGAUCUUGCAGCCGCGGGUAUCCAUACCUCAAAUGGCAAAAUUGUGGAUGAUCCUAAAGAGGCCCGAUUAGGCAACAAGGAGCUGCUACUUCAGAACUAUGAUUACGCAUUGGACCUUUACUUAAUAUUUGGACUCACACUCUCGAUUUUCCCUGGUUUCUUAUAUGAAAACACGGGCAACCACCAAUUGGGAUCUUGGUAA
Messenger RNA from Striga asiatica, 897 nucleotides. Lineage: Eukaryota; Viridiplantae; Streptophyta; Magnoliopsida; Lamiales; Orobanchaceae. The record is from the annotation of a GenBank genome assembly.